CUAUUUCGCCACGUCAUAUAGCAAUGUGGGGCCCUACCAAAUCUGCAGACAAAAACCCUUCAAAUGGCUGGCUGGCAGUGUAUUUGUGUUUUGUGUCUGCAUAUACACUCACUGCACUGCACUGCACUGCUCUUUCUUUCUUUCUUUCUUUCUUUCUACGUGCCCACCAAAUGCCAAAGAAAAACAACACUUCGUCUAAGAAAAUGUUUGGAUCGAAUCGGAGUACUCUUAAUCAAAGGAAAAAAAAUGAUGAUCUUCAAGAACAGGUGGAUCGUGAGAUCUGCGGAGAUAGUUCUGAAAAUGGUGGUGGUGAACUCAGAAAUAUGAAGAAUGUUGUGGAAGGAUUAACAGGCCAAGAUGAAGGGAAGGAGAAUAGAGAAGAAUUAGGGUUAGAGCCUAAAAUAAUUUCGAAGGCUGAUCAAAUUCAUGUUGACGAUUCAAUGUCAUCCUCAAGUGUUCCCUUUAAAAUAAACCGAGCAAGCGACCUUUUAAUGGCAGUCUCACUUGGCGCUGAGGAAAACAAGAUUAAAAUCAAUGAGCUUGCUAAUUCAGCAAUGGAAGAGCUAUUAAGAAAGGCCUUUGAAGGAAAACCACUAUGGCGGCGCCAAAUCGAUAGUGGAAUUGAGUUCCUUAACGAAGCCGAAUAUAUAAGGGAAUUUCGCGCAUUUGAUGCUACUCUUAGAGAAAUAAUGAGGAUGAUUGAAGUGGAAGAUCCUCAAUGUUUGUCAAACUUAGAUAUAAUUACUACUGGAAGUCGACAUAAACAUUUACGAGGAUUUGAACAGUAUGUUCUUCAAACUGAGGCUUCAAGAGAAAUGGGGUUCAUUCAUGCGAACGCUACUAGCAUUGUGGAAUGCCUUAUGGAUUUGAAGCAAUGGUCAUCAGCAUUCUCUAAGGUUGUCUCAAGAGCAACCCUACUUGGAUUUUUGUCCGUGGGAUCAAUGGUCGGGAACUAUGAUGAAACUUUGCAAGUGAUAAGGGCAGAAUUUCAUGUGCCUACCCCACUUGUUCCUAUUCGAGAGUGUCAAUUUGCAAGAUAUUGCAAACGGCUAAAUUCUAACACAUGGGGAGUCGUUGAUGUAUCCUUGGAAAAUUUAUUCCCUUAUCCGAUUGUGAGAUUUCAAAGAAGGCCAUCCGGCUGCUUGAUCCAAGAAUUGCCAAAUGGAUAUUCUAAGGUUACAUGGGUUGAACAUGUGGAAGUGGAUAAUAUAGUAGGCUCUACGAUUUUUCAGCCGUUAGUCUUAUCUGGUUUUGCAUUUGGUGCAAAGCGUUGGAUUGCCAGUCUAAUCCAGCAUUUUGAAAGGAUUGCAACUUUGAUGUCUGUAGAACCUAUAUUUAUGGAUGGAGGAUCAAUAUGCCAAAAUGGGAAAAGAAAUUUGAUAAUGCUAGCUGAAAGAAUGAUGACAAAAUUUGUUCUAGAUUUAAGUGGUUCUACUAAUAACCUUUGGAUGCCAUUUCCUGUGACCGGAGCAGAAGAUUUUAGGAUGAUGACCAAAAGUAUUGGUGAUAAUUCAGGUUGGUCUAUUACAACAAUAGCCUUCACAUAUUCCCUUUGGCUUCCAGCUCCACCUAGUAGGGUAUUCGAUUUUCUUCGUCAUGAGGAUUGUAGAAACAAGUGGGAUUUGCUUUCCCAUGAGCUUGAAGUUCAAGAGCUUACUCAUAUCAUCAAGGGAGAGAAUCAAGAAAACCGUAUUUCCGUCUUGAGAACAAUGUCCGGAUAUUCAGACUGCAAAGAAAUCUUGUACCUGCAAGAAAGCUACACCGACCCAUUUGCAUCCUACGUUGUCUACGCUCCAUUUGACUUCGAUUCCAUGGCUACGAUAUUAAAAGGUGGAAAUUCUGAUGAUAUGAACAUAUUACCUUCAGGAUUUGUGAUACAUCCUGAUAAGCAAGCAUCGAACUAUGGGGGCCAUGAAGGUGACGGGUGUGUUCUCACCCUUGCGUUCCAUAUUAUUGAUGGCUCGUCAAUAAAAGAUAUCAUUUCUCCUCAAUCUGUUGAUACUAUUUACAACAUCCUGGUAAGAACUGCUUGCUUGAUUAAGGCUGCUGUUCUGUAUGAUGAUCCAUAGAGACAGUACUUUGGCGAGAAGGAAAUCAAGUUCAAAGCUGCUAUAUAUACCUCCAGAGAAAAGGAAGAUGAGGGGACACAGUGUAACACAUAAGAAGAGGCUACACGUAUAUGGAAAAUGCUUAAAAACUCCAUUAAAACAUUCUCUGUUGUUUGUAUCUUUGUACUAGUGUUAUGAUUAAUGCUGUUGGCGUUGUUGUUGUAUUUUUACAGGGGUCGAACUAUAAAUUUUAAUAGUUAAUUUGCUUUCAUACAUUGGAACCUUA
Messenger RNA from Ricinus communis (castor bean), 2334 nucleotides. RefSeq names its product homeobox-leucine zipper protein MERISTEM L1. The record is from RefSeq and is a predicted model, not a curated record. Lineage: Eukaryota; Viridiplantae; Streptophyta; Magnoliopsida; Malpighiales; Euphorbiaceae. Gene Ontology annotation, molecular function: lipid binding. The coding region runs from base 24 to 2069 and encodes 681 amino acids. The transcript has 11 exons.